CCUGUCUCACAGCAGUUAACAGGCACACUCGCUCUGGCAGUGUUCACAGCUGCGCUUGGCUCUCUGCAGAUGGGAUACAGCCUGGGCGUCAUCAACGCCCCACAGAAGGUCAUUGAGAGGCACUAUGCAAGAUCUCUGGGGGUCUAUAAUGAAGAACUAGCUCGCAGAGAAGGAGGAAACGCCACAGAACAUGAAGAACCGACUGAUGCUUCUGUGGUCAUGUACUGGUCCUUGUCUGUGGCCAUCUUCGCCAUCGGAGGCAUGGUGUCCUCUUUUCUAGUGAGCUUUGUUAGCGACUUCCGUGGAAGGAUCAAAGGUAUGCUGUAUAUAAAUGUCCUGGCUAUAACAGCUGGGCUGUUAAUGGGUCUGUCUAAGUUGGGCACACCUUACCUCAUGGUGAUAGCAGGACGUGCUAUCAUGGGACUGUACUGUGGUCUGUCGUCUGGCCUGGUGCCGCUGUACAUUGGAGAGAUUUCUCCAGUGAAGUACAGAGGUGCUAUGGGAGCACUUCACCAGCUGGCUAUUGUAAUUGGCAUCCUUAUUAGUCAAGUCAUCGGUCUGGAUUUCCUGCUGGGAAAUGAUGACAUGUGGCACGUGUUGCUGGGUCUUUCUGGAGCUCCUGCCAUCCUGCAGAGUCUGCUGCUGCUUGUGUGUCCAGAAAGUCCUCGAUUCCUCUACAUCAAACAAGGCAAAGUGGAAGAAGCAUGCAAGAGUCUGAAAAGGCUAAAGGGAGAUUACGACACCUCAAAGGACAUAGCAGAGAUGCAGGCAGAGAAAGAGGAGGCCAUGAAGGAGGCGCAAAUGUCCAUCCUGCGGCUGCUCCGUUCCUCUGUGUACCGCCAGCAGCUCUUUGUGGCCCUGAUGAUGCAUUUAUCCCAGCAGUUCUCUGGGAUCAACGCUAUCUUUUAUUACUCUACUUCGAUCUUCCAGUCUGCGGGGGUCGGUCAGCCUGUGUAUGCCACUAUUGGAGUGGGAGUUAUAAACAUCAUUUUCACCCUUGUGUCGGUGAUCUUGGUGGACAGAGCGGGCAGACGGACUCUCACUAUUGUUGGAUUGGGAGGAAUGUGCUGCUGUGCUGUGGCCAUGACAGUGGGCCUGGCUUUUCAGGAUGUUUACUUGUGGAUGAGCUACCUCAGCUUGGCAGCCAUAUUCCUGUUCGUGUCGUUCUUUGAGAUCGGGCCUGGACCAAUCCCAUGGUUCAUUGUGGCGGAGAUCUUCAGUCAGGGGCCGCGGCCAGCAGCCAUCGCAUUAGCUGGGUGUUGCAACUGGACAUGUAAUUUCAUCAUUGGCAUGUUUUUCCCUUAUUUAGAGGGUCUUUGUGGGAGCUAUGUCUUCAUCGUUUUUGCAGUACUCCUAUUCGGUUUCACUGUUUUUAUCUACUUGCGUGUACCUGAAACAAAAGGGAAGACUUUUGAGGAGAUAGCAGCUGUUUUCCAUCGCAAACGUGGAGCUCCCUCUUCCAAACCUCAAGAAGAAGCUGAGAUGGUGCAGCUCAAGAGCUCUACAGAGGCCUGAAAGGGGCUGUUAUCUUCUGGAAGCUGUGGAAUGAACGAUGUUACUGCUGUCACAGAACUCACCUGUUAUGACAGAACUGAUCUGCUGUAUAUUCCACAGAGCUUCACAUCGAGAGCUCAAUGGCUUAGCUCAUCAUUUGACAGGAAAUAAUUGGUCUUGGAGCAGGUAAAGAGAUUAACUAAACACAACAGCAUAAUCGGGAAAGAUGGUGCACAAUAUAGACAUGCACUGGCUUUGUUGCAACCGAUGUUGAGACUUACAUGGUUGUAUAUUAUUUUUAUAUUCCCAAUGUUAUAUCUGUAAAAGAUAUUUUAAAGGCAUUAUAAAAUAUUUUAAGUGUAUUUUAUUAGUGUUUUGUCCUUUUAGUUUAAUGUUUUGUCAUACAACUCAAACAAUCACCUGAAAGAAGAUUAACCUAUGAAAAAACAUCACCUACAGUUUGUUAGUGCAUAAAUAAUAAUAUUCUUACAUUUUGUUCAAGACUUACAUUGGUGGUAUUACAUUUGUGUAUUUUUGCCAUUAUAAAAUUGUCCAUAUUUUAAGUAAUUCAUUCCAAUAACAAACUUCCAUAGCAAUGAUUGGCUUUGCUGGAUAUAGGACUGUUAGGAAAUAACAGUUAGGGCCUACUUUAUUGCAGCUACAGUAGUAGGUUGAUGGUUGAUACAGUACAUAGGAAGGCCUUUGAAAACACCAUGGUGCUGAAACUCUUUUUGUUGCGUGUUGUUUUUGUCAUUCUUACAUUAAAGUUAUACUUCAUGGCAGUUUGAUGAGUGUCAAUGUACCUGGAAAGUUAUUGCAAAGAUGCU
Molecule: messenger RNA, 2321 nt
Organism: Sinocyclocheilus rhinocerous
Lineage: Eukaryota; Metazoa; Chordata; Actinopteri; Cypriniformes; Cyprinidae
Gene: slc2a2
Product: solute carrier family 2 member 2
Exons: 10
Coding region: 70-1515 (481 amino acids)
Biological process (GO): dehydroascorbic acid transport
Cellular component (GO): plasma membrane; brush border
Molecular function (GO): D-glucose transmembrane transporter activity
Source: RefSeq, a predicted model, not a curated record